UCAGUACGCUGUCGACCUCGAACGAGCGUGGACGCUUAUUUGCUCCUUCGGCAAGCAUCUUUCGGUUCGACAUUAAAAACGUUUAGAAAAAAACACGAAGAAAAACUUAUCGCGAGGUAUAGAACGAACGAUAUCAUUCGUUCAAAGGAUAUAUUAUACGCGUUCGUGUGACUCCACUUGUUGGAUUUUUGGAUUACCUUGGAGAGGAAAUAGACGAGUUUUUUUUUUCUACCCUUUCUUUUUUUUUUUUUUUUUUUUUUUUUGCCUUUUCUUCACUUUUGUCAAUCAAUUAAUUUAUUUUACACCAUUGUCAUUGACACGUGACACAGCGCAAGGAGACAGAUUAGAAGAUUCAGUGUCGUGAACCUUUCAAGUGCGCGGGUGUUUGGAGAAUCAAGAUCUGAUUUCUCUUAUUUCGAGAGAAGAUCUUUUUUUUUUAGCUGUGAACGUGCGCGUUCAUGAGAGGAAAAUGAGCGGACACGUGGUGGAAACAACGUCAGAGCUCUCCGCUUUUAUGAAAGCUGGUGUAAUGGCGGGCUCCGAGAGAGACGCUGGAUUCUGCAGCGGUGGCGACGAGGACGACAUGUCUGGUUUGCACUCGCCAAGUGCCUCCGAGGACAGCGUCGAGGUUCAAGUGAUACCAAUUUCCUUGAGAAACAAGAGAAAACUCGCCGAACCGAGAAAAAUACAAGAGCCGAGUACGGCACCGUUAAAGAAGAGAAGAUUCGAACAAAUCGAGGAAAGGGUUGUUGCUGACGAAGAAUCGAGACCAGCCAGAUCACCGAGUCCCUUCAGACCUUGGAGCAGCACGUCGAGCAAAAGUAACGAGACGAAGGCGAGCACAACGAAAACGGCAUCUUCGACUACGACAGCGUCGAAUGGCAACGCUGUUUCUACGAUCGUAUCUGCCACGUCGAGUGGUGCUCGUGGAAUAGAAAGAGAAGAGGAAGAGACCAGAAGAAGGGAAGAAGGUAGAAUCGAAGAAGAAGCGUUGCUGAGGUUACGAGAGACGAGCAACCGCAGGCCAGAUUCUCCGAUUCAAGUUCGUAACGCGAUUCCGAGACGAGAAAUACGUCAGAGGUUCGAACAACCAGCACCUACGAGUAAUAAUUCUCCAGCUCCUCUUGCACCUGGUAUCAUUCUUCCACCGCAUCCGAAACUUCAAGAGGAACCAUUGGCACUCGUUUUAAGAGGAGAAAUUCCAAGAGUGCCUUCGCAUCCGGCCGUGAGCGGAACGUACGAAAGAGUACCGCCGUCUUAUCCGGUAGAUAAUGGUCAUCAUCAUCAACAGUCGCAUCACCAUCAUCACCAUCAUCAUCAUCACCAUCAUCAUCAUCAGCAGCAUCAUCAUCCUGUACCACCGCAUCGGCAACAAAGUCAUCAAUCUCCAGCCAUCCAACAGACCAAUCAUUCGAGGCAUCAUCAGGGUAAUGCUGCCGGUGGAGGAAGUGGCCAACAACGAAAUUACAAAAAUAUGACCCGUGAAAGAAGGAUCGAAGCGAAUGCCAGAGAAAGAACGCGGGUUCAUACUAUAAGCGCCGCUUUCGACACUCUCAGACGGGCUAUACCGGCUUAUUCGCAUAAUCAAAAGCUUUCAAAGCUCUCUGUACUUAGGAUCGCAUGCAGUUACAUAAUGACUCUAAGUAAGAUCGUCAACACCCCAGAAGGCGAAUCGACGACCGGUGCGUCUCUCGGUGCCUGCGUAGAUCUCGUCUCCAGGACCAUUCAAACCGAAGGGAAACUUAGAAAGAGGAAAGACGAUUAAGAACAGAGUCAGAGAGAGAGAGAGAGAGAGAGAGAGAGAGAGAGAGAAAUUCUUCUUCUUUCUAGUUUUGCUUUUAGGCAUGGCAUCUAAACGAAGCUCCUCCACCGAAGUUAAUAGAGUGUGCCCGAUGCCCUAGUUUCUAAACGUCGAAUCGCAAGAAAAUUCUAUAUCGACGUUUAUUACGUACAUCCUCGUUGGCAAAUUUAUAUACAUAUUACUAUAAUAAGAAUGAAGACUCUAUAUUUAUCCGAUUGAUCUAUUGUCGUUUUUUCGCUAAACAAGUUCGACGAUAAUCCUUUUGAAGAUAGAAAUUGUUCUUGUAACAAAUUUAACGCUUAUUUCUAAAGGUUUAUUCGCCGUAACUCGAGAGAUCUGCGAACGGUCGAAUAAUUUCAAAACGCAUUUACGCAAUAACGAAAAGUAAGACAAUAAAUACCAAUCGCCAGAGCUCGAAUAUUUGACCGCUCGAACUUCUCUUGGAUAUCAAGUUCCGAAAAUCAUUGCGAUCUCGAAGGAUUUCAUUCGUACUUAACUUGUAUUCAUCGAGCUUAAGGAAUAAUACCGUAGCGUGAAAUAUUAACUUUUAAUUUCAUUUAAAUGCAAAAUGUUGUCGGAACGAAUGGUACAAAAAUUCCGAUCGUUGCUCGCAUGAAAACUAUAUUAAAAAUUAUUAAAGAAUGGUGUAACGUUUCAUAUGUUAGUAGAUUCAAACUGAUUGACAAAUGAUACUUAGAAAUGAGAUGUGUUGUACAGGUCGAUGGUUUUUAUUCGCGUUUGUCUUUUCUACAUAAAAGAGAGAAAGAGAGAGAGAGAGAGAGGGAGAGAGAUCUCGCUCUUAAUAAAAAUGAUGAUAAUAUCGAGUGGUACACAAGUAUACAUCGAUGCGAGCUCUAAUAAAGUUUAAGUUAAUCGCUAAAAGGCGUGUAAAUAUAUUACUCCGAGUUGCCAUAAAUAGGCUACGCCGUGCAUAUUAGUUACGUUAUUACAAAAUAAGAAUAUUAUUGUCGAUAUAGAAUAUAUUAUUAAAAAAAAAAA
This is a messenger RNA of Vespa mandarinia (Asian giant hornet), 2800 nucleotides long. It is a transcript of the gene net, whose product is annotated as atonal bHLH transcription factor 8-like protein net. The record is from RefSeq and is a predicted model, not a curated record. Gene Ontology annotation, cellular component: nucleus. Gene Ontology annotation, molecular function: protein dimerization activity; DNA-binding transcription factor activity; E-box binding. NCBI's taxonomy places the organism in Eukaryota, Metazoa, Arthropoda, Insecta, Hymenoptera, Vespidae. Gene Ontology annotation, biological process: positive regulation of transcription by RNA polymerase II; anatomical structure morphogenesis.